AUGUGUUCGCUCUUUUCGAUAUUCGGGCGGCCCGCCGCCGAUAUGCUGCUGCUCAGCAUGACCAUCCUCUGCCUCCUCGCCGGCCAGACCUACGGUAUCACCAAGAUCCGGGACGGUGCUGAUCCAACAGUUAUGAAGGUUGGAGACAGCUGGUACUCGGCUGAGUCUGCCGGAGGUGGCAUCUGGGUCCGCAAGGCUUCUUCCAUCACCGGCCUCGGCGCUUCUGACGUUGAGCGUAAGGAGGUUUGGUCCGACCCCAACGGGCUCGGCGCCGUCUGGGCCCCCGAGAUCACCACCGAGGACGGCAAGACAUACAUCUAUUUCGCUGCCGGAGAGAGUGAGAAGCACCGCAUGUAUGUCAUCAGCGCGUCCGAUCCCAUUGGCAACUACGGCGGCGAGACGAAGUUGGCCCUCCCCGACGACCGAUGGGCCAUCGAUGGCGUUUACUUCCGAUUUAAUAACAAGCGAUGGUUCGUGUGGUCAGGAUGGGCUGGCACAGAGAACAUCGAGCAGAACCUGUACAUCUGCGAGAUGGAGAGCCCAACUAAGCCCAUCGGUGCUCGAUACAUCAUCUCGCAACCUCGCGAGUCAUGGGAGCUUAUUGGUAACGACAAGCCUCUCAUCAACGAGGGUCCCGAAGCCAUCGUUGAUCCCAAUGGCCAGCUUCACAUUGUCUACUCAGCCAACGGCAGCUGGGGCAGCAAGUACUGUCUCGCUGAUCUCCGUCUCAAGGCUGGUGGUGACCCCACCUACGUCUGGGAUUGGUACAAGUCAAAUGGAUGUCUCUUCGGCUCUGACCAAGCUGCUAUGAUGAACGGCUGGGACGCUACCCUCUACGUCAACGGCCCUGGUCACCACACCUUCGCCCUGACUGAUGGUGAUGUCGGCAAGAGCCCAGUCACCACCGAGAGGGUUCCCUUUGUCUUCCACGCUGUUCUCAAGGGGACUGACUACUCAUGGGCCAACCGUGACUGGUUCCCUGGCACCUAUGUCUGGUGGGGCAAGAUCACUUACAGCCGAAAGAACGUCCCAGGAGACAAUGAGAACACUGGAUACAGUUUCAAGUUCUUUGAGUAG
Messenger RNA from Clonostachys rhizophaga, 1077 nucleotides. NCBI's taxonomy places the organism in Eukaryota, Fungi, Ascomycota, Sordariomycetes, Hypocreales, Bionectriaceae. The record is from the annotation of a GenBank genome assembly.